Molecule: messenger RNA, 1161 nt
Organism: Paramecium tetraurelia
Lineage: Eukaryota; Ciliophora; Oligohymenophorea; Peniculida; Parameciidae
Exons: 5
Source: RefSeq, a predicted model, not a curated record
AUGUCAGAUAUAUAAGAGUAAACUACUCCAAAUGAACGAGCAAAAGAAAUAUCAUAAGCGAAGACACCUGAAAAUCCCGAUGACAUUCAAAAAAGUAAAUCUGAAGAACCAAAAUAUUUUUACCGAUUAUUAUUAACAUAAUUGACAGUCAUUUUGAUUUCAACCUUUUUACCUACUAAGAGAUACUUCUUCUACUCAUACGCCCAUUAUCCAAGAAGUGGGAUCACUUUUGAUGAAUAUUGUUCUAAAUAUGAAAAAUGCAGGUAAAGUUAUUACUACUACAAUUCAUCCUACUAUUAUUAAGACUAAAAUCAAUAUGAAGUUUGGAAGAAUUCCGUAGCUUAAGAUAUCACUGUGUAUUCGAACUUAUAUUACUUUUCUUUCUUUAUUUACCCCGCAUUGUUGGUUAUUUAAUCAGUUUUUAGAAAUUGCUAAUUAUUUAAAUAAAGACAGAAACUUUUCCAUUACAUACAAUACCCAUUCUUGAGUCUAUUCAUCUAGGUGUGCACACACUAAAUCAAAUCAUCAGAUUAUAGUAAUUUAUUUUACCAUUUGAGAAUAUUACUUAUAUAUAAAAUAGGAAUUGUGGGAUUCUUUUAUUUCAAUCAAAAAUGCUUGUAAUGGUAGCUUGAAACAAAAUCUACAACUUAAAGAUUGGUUAAUGGCUCCUUCGCUCUCAUUUGUUUGAAAGAACUACUAAAUUGUAUUAGUUAAAGUCACUCCAGUUGGAUACCACACAUUUUAUUCCUUUUAUAUACUCAAGUAUAUUUAUUACACCUUAACUCAAAUUUAUUCCAAGAAAAUAAUAAAUACGCUAUCCAGAAUAGAUCAGUUUUAUAAUUAACCAAAUAAAAAAUACAAUCAUUUUUUGAUGUUUAGGAUGUUUAUAGAGAAGUAGCAUAGACUUAUUUUGUCAUUUCAAAAAAGAUCAUGUACUCUUCGAUUGGAGGAAUCGUUCUCGCAAUAAUUUUAAGAGAUUAGAUUUUUAAACUUGAAAAAGUUUUAGUUUUAUCUGGAAUUUUCUUGAUCUUAGGUUGGGAAACAUCACUUGUAUCCACAUCAUCGAAACUCACUAAUAGAGACUAAUACCAAGCAGCCAGUUUAUACUUUUUAGAUUUCAUGCUGCCAAUCAGAAAUAUUGUAAUGGCCUUCCUUGCUUGA